GUGUUUGGAACUUUUCCUCUAUUUCUAUUGAUCUUCCUCCGAACCUAAUUCAUACCAUCAAAAGUGUUCAUCUUCCACUAUAUGUUGUCAUUGAACAGUAAUGGCCUCUUCACUACUAACUCAGCUCAUUCACUUCGUCACUUGGAUAUGGAAACUUAAUUAGGAUCCCAAAUUAAAUCUAAGUUUUUUUCUUUUGUUGUGCUACCAUAAUAGAUUACCAACUAGAUCUUAUUUAAACUCCAUUAGGAUAGUAUUAACAAACAAUGAUUUAUUUUAACUGAAUUUUUUAGGGAAACCAUUAAUUUUAGGGCUUCGGACCAAAAUUGUCAAUUUUUUUGCAUAGAUUAAGGACUAUUUCUGUUCAGAGGUAUACAUUAAAAACCAAAAUAGUCCAACUUAAAACAACCAUAGGUAAUUUUCUCCCCCAACUCCACUCUCUCCUCUCCAGUAGAAGAAAAUGGUAGGUAUGAGAAUGAUUAGAAGAGUGGUUCCAUUAUUAUCAAGACCUCUUAGUACGACUCAGAUUCGAAAUGGUUCGAGAAUUCCUAAGUCAUCUCCACCUCUUGUUUCACUUGACCUCCCCGAUGAGUGGUCCUCCAAUUUUACCCAUUCUGAUUCUCCUCCUCCUUCCCCAAAAUACACCGACAAUGCGACUGCUAGAAUAAUUGAUGGAAUCUCUGAGGCCGAGCAAAUUAGAGCAAGCAUAGCCGUCGAAGUUAGCAGAAUGAAGGAGUCAACAGGAAAGGUUCCUGGUUUGGCAGUAGUAUUGGUGGGGCAAAGGCAAGACUCUCUUGCCUAUGUCCGUAAAAAAAUAAUGGCUUGCCAUGAGGUUGGGUUCAGGUUUUCACUUGCUGAACUCCCUGAGAGCUGUACAGAAGAGGAGAUCUGUGAUGCAUUAUCAAAUUAUAACAAGGAUGCAUCAAUUCAUGGUAUUCUUGUGCAGCUUCCUUUGCCACAGCAUUUUGACGAGGGAAAGAUUCUGAAUGUACUAAGCUUAGAAAAAGACGUUGAUGGAUUUCAUCCACUAAACAUUGGGAACUUAGCCAUUCAGGGUAGAGAGCCAUUGUUCAUCCCGUGCACUCCGAAAGGCUGCAUCGAGUUACUGCUCAGGUCUGAUGUCGAAAUAGCUGGCAAGAGAGCUGUAGUGAUUGGGAGGAGCAACAUCGUUGGACUACCUGCUUUUUUGUUGUUGCAGGUGAUACAUCUGUCGCACAUAGCCGUCAAUUUGUUGCACUCUUAUAAAUCCAACUUUUUACAAAUAUCUAUCCCACAUGAACAUUGUUUGCAGAGGCACCAUGCAACAGUAAGUAUUGUGCAUGCAUAUUCAGAGAACCCAGAAAUGAUUACCCGUGAAGCUGAUAUACUUGUUGCAGCAGCUGGAGUGCCUAAUUUAGUCCGCGGUAGCUGGUUAAAGCCUGGAGCAGUUGUUCUUGACGUUGGAAUAAACCCAAUUGAGGACCUUGAGAGUGAAAAUGGUUACCGUUUGAUUGGAGAUGUUUGCUUUGACGAAGCAGUCAAGAUAGCUUCUGCAAUAACCCCUGUGCCCGGAGGUGUAGGUCCUAUGACAGUUGCAAUGCUUCUUCAGAACACCCUUGAAGCCGCCAAACGUGCACUUCAUCUUACUUGAUUUAAGGUGGAGGAAUUCCAAAAAUCUCUCAUUUCUUCCUCUCUAUUAGAAACGUGGAGAAGAAAUGAUUGAAAACUAGCCCGAGUUUUGCACAACCUCUGCAUUAUUGGACUUAUAUCUGGUGGACGAGUCUCUGCUAUUUAAUCAAUCCUGACAUAUUAGGAAGUUCUCAGUUCCGACUUCAAGGAAGCAGCAAUAGUGAACGAAAGUAGCAGCUUCAGUACGUAUGUGGGAUGACGUGCAAUAUAAUAUGAGAUUGGAGGCCUAGCGAAUAGUGCUAACAUAUCUACGUUUGGUUUCCAUAAUGCAGAAAGUUCUCUUGUAUGACUAACUAUAUUUGUGUAUACUGAUUUGCUCCUUCAAGGUUCCUUUUUUGCUCCUUAA
Messenger RNA from Nicotiana tabacum (common tobacco), 2011 nucleotides. Its product is annotated as bifunctional protein FolD 1, mitochondrial. The record is from RefSeq and is a predicted model, not a curated record. Gene Ontology annotation, biological process: tetrahydrofolate interconversion. Gene Ontology annotation, cellular component: cytosol. Gene Ontology annotation, molecular function: methylenetetrahydrofolate dehydrogenase (NADP+) activity; methenyltetrahydrofolate cyclohydrolase activity. NCBI's taxonomy places the organism in Eukaryota, Viridiplantae, Streptophyta, Magnoliopsida, Solanales, Solanaceae.